AAUUGCGUCAAAAGUGGGUACUUAGCAUGUAGCCUCACAGGACUGUCCAAAAGUUUGUGAUCGAGAUAAUUUUAACGGUGAUGGACGAACCUAUGGAAGAGGAGAAGCAGAGUGACUCCCCAAAAGUAGAAGAGGAAAGAAAGUUGAAUGCCUCAUCUCUCUUGAGGCCAGGGAGUAUGGUUAUGAUGACAAUCACAGUAGCAGACUAUGAAGCACAGUACUGGCCACAGCUAGAGAAUGCAAUUCACCACUUACUGACCAUGAAGCCAGGGGGAUAUAUUCCUAUAUCUUAUGAACAAAUGUAUAGUUGUGUGUAUAAAUGUGUAUGCAAGCAGUUUUCUGAGAGAUUAUACAAUGACCUACUGCAGUACAUCACUGAUCACUGUGACAAAAUGUGUAGGGAGCUAGACGCAACUACACAAGAUCCUCUGGUAUAUAUAGAAACAUUUAAUAUCACUGUGAAGCAGUUCAUUCAGGCUUUAGGUGGAAUAGUACCUAUAUUUAAUUAUAUGAAUCGCUUUUACAUAGAAAGUAAACUGAAGACAGAUCUUAAUGUUGAAUUGAAAAAAAUAUUUACAACCAAUGUAGCAGAGAAGCACAUUAAUAUGCUAUUACCUCUCCUAGUAGAAGCUCAGUCCAAACCAUUUGCUGUUCCUCCAGCUACUAUGGCAAGCCUCGUCAAUCAUCUGUAUGCACUAAAACAUGAUUUUGCUCAACUGCAGCCAGAUUUGUUUGCAAGAUAUAUCCCCAAUAUUUUGCCACCAUCUUCAGAAUCAGAUUUACAGAGGCACAUAGAAGAGACACAAAUAAUGCAGCAACAACUAAUGAGUCAUCCAGAAUUUACAAGGGGGGAAGAAGGCAGAGUUAGAAAAAGACCUGGUGAAGAUGAAUAUCAAAAAGUGACUCCACUCAUGUUUUUGCCCAAGCACAGCGACUCCUAGCACAUCUUUGGAUGAAAAGUUAUUUUAUUCUCCAUGCGUGCAAUUUUGGCAGCUCACCAGCCAGGUUUUUUUGCAUCUUGCAGAAACAAUAGAUAUCACAUGUAGGGAGAAACUUGCCACUCCCAUGAUAUUUAAAAGAUACAAAUGGACUGGCAUUCCUGUAUUUCAGGAUUUAUGAUAAACCAUAAUCUCUCCUUGGGUUUGCCUUAAUUGUAGAAAAACCCAGCUGCAUAUUAUACAUCAUGCUGUGCAUGGUGAAAACUGCUUCAAAGCUGUCUUUACUGUGAUGGUAUACUUUCAUACAGAGAUAUUGCUCGUGAACAAUGUUUACACUGAGGAGAAUUUAAGGGUCUCUACAGUUCAACAUUGUUUGGUGCUACUGGUUAUGAUAUUAACCUUAUAAACAUUGAUUGCUUCAAACCCUUUGCCAAGUAUGUGAUCUAGCUACAAAUUAUAUUCCAAAACAAAUUUGAGUGUAAGUGUGCUUAAAGGGAAGACAUUUUCUGUAAUUUUUUUCACCUUUACUGGUUAUGGACGUUUUUCAUUUCUGUUUGUGCUUUUACUUCUUUCAAGAUUUUAUAACUUAAAACCCCAUUUCGUGCUUUUAGAAAAAUUGCACCACAUUGGGAUUUGUGGCAACAGCCAGUCUUUUUUUUUUUUUUUUUUUUGUAUCAAGCAUGUAAUCCACAAAAAUAAACUUUCUAAAAGUAGUGGAUUAGAAGAAUGUUCAUUUCCUUGUGCACUUGCUUCAAGUUGUAGAAAAUUCUUUUACAAGUUUGGGUGACAUUUUGUUGGAAAAAAAGUUUGUAUAAUUAAGCAAAUUUCUUCAGUGUGGUUGCUGGAUUUGUUAUUCCAGGAUUUUCCGUUACUAAAAAAAUUGUCUUAGUUGUAGAGAUAGUGAAUUAAUUUAAUAUGAAAAAUAAAUUAUUAUCAAAUA
Molecule: messenger RNA, 1878 nt
Organism: Lingula anatina
Lineage: Eukaryota; Metazoa; Brachiopoda; Lingulata; Lingulida; Lingulidae
Product: CDK2-associated and cullin domain-containing protein 1
Biological process (GO): ubiquitin-dependent protein catabolic process; G1/S transition of mitotic cell cycle; positive regulation of protein kinase activity
Molecular function (GO): protein kinase binding; ubiquitin protein ligase binding
Source: RefSeq, a predicted model, not a curated record